This is a messenger RNA of Macrosiphum euphorbiae (potato aphid), 429 nucleotides long. The record is from the annotation of a GenBank genome assembly. Lineage: Eukaryota; Metazoa; Arthropoda; Insecta; Hemiptera; Aphididae.
AUGCCAAAAAAGUGUGUUAUAUGUCAUAAAGGAACAGAAGGAGUUCCAACUUUUAUAGUUACUCUUAAGCGGAAAGAGAAUUGGGAAUUUGUAGUUCCGUUUCCAUUAUUUGUUGGUGAUCGAAUAUGUCAAACACAUUUUCGUAGUAAUGAAUGUUUCACAUCCGAGGCUGAUUUGACAAAUAUAAAAUCCAGAGGAUGGCUAAAACAUCCAAAUAAAUAUUUGUAUGAAUUAUUGAGUGUGGUUGAAGAUGAAUUGAUGAACCAUUUAGGUAAAACAAGUGUUUUUGAAGACACGGUAGAAGCCUUGAUAACCAAGUGUGAGACGUUCACAUUUCCAUGUGGGGAACAUAAAGAUUUUAUUAUAGCGUAUAUAAUGAAAUAUUAUAUAAAUAUGAGAAUGCGUCAAUGGACUAGGCAAACAAACUAG